Perognathus longimembris pacificus (Pacific pocket mouse) is the source of this 603-nucleotide messenger RNA. It is a transcript of the gene Ccdc195, whose product is annotated as coiled-coil domain containing 195. NCBI's taxonomy places the organism in Eukaryota, Metazoa, Chordata, Mammalia, Rodentia, Heteromyidae. The transcript is spliced from 3 exons. The record is from RefSeq and is a predicted model, not a curated record. The coding region runs from base 1 to 603 and encodes 200 amino acids.
AUGGAAGGGGACCUUGUGAAGAUUAUCCAGGGGAUGCAGACAGAGAUCAACAAACUAGAAAAAGAGAACCAAGUCCUCCGCAUGGAACUCAUGUCAAGUAGUUGGAGAGCAUCAGGCUCAGGCAGAGAAUUGAGAGAUGAAAGGGAAGAACCAGUGACUGGACAAUCUCCAGAAGCCCUGCGCGCUGGAGCUGCCUGGGCCUCAACACCCACCGUGCGGGAACACCAAGGCCACGUCAUGAUUGUCAGACGCUAUUGUGUUUCUCCAUCAACUCAGUCGUUUGCGGCUUGCGACCCUUGGAGAGCUAGGGACAGACCUCCAAAGAGUGGAAUUCCAGACGCUCAACGCAUACUUCAAUACCCAGCAUGGUCUUCAAUUAAAAAGCGAGAUGAUGAGGGAAAGACAUUAAUGGCAGAAUCUUUUCAUGACAAUAGUCCCCACCAAAGAGAUUCUCCUGAGUUUGGUUGCAGGGACAAGAUAAAGACGGUCAGUUUCCUGUUACCCAUGGACCUGUCUUCCAAUUGCAAAAAUUCAAGUUCUUUGAAAUACUCACCAAAUCAGAGCACAACGCAGCUAAGUAUCAUGGCAGAAAAGGAUGUGUGA